UAUACGAGGAUCAAUCAUAUUCACCACCAACUACUACGACCUCAAUUACAACUACUACAACUAACUCAAAUAAUAAUAAUGUUACAAAUAAUAUUAUUGGUAAUUUAAAUAAAAAUAUAAAUAAUAAUAUUAAUAAUAUUAAGAAUAAUAAUAUAAAUAACAAUAAUAAUAAUAAUAAUAUUAAUAAUAAUAUUAAUAAUAAUAAUAAUAAUAAUAAAAAUAUUAAUAAUACCAAUAAUAAUAAUAAUAAUAGUAAUUAUAAUAAUAUUAAUAAUAAUAAUAUUAAUAAUAUAAAUAGCAAUAAUAAUAACAAUAAUAAUAAUAAUAAUAAUAAUAAUAAUAAUAAUAAUAAUAAUAAUAAUAAUAAUAGUAGUAGUAAUAAUAAGGAUAAUAAUAAUAAUAGUUUUCCCUUCGUUAAACCAAUUAAUUCAUUUCAACUAAAUGAUCAAUCUAUAAAUGGGGUUAAUAAUCAUCUCCACCAUAAUAAUGGUAAUCAAAAUCAUCCACUGCAACAAAACGUCCAUUUACAUACCAAUAAUAUACAUCAUAAAUACAGCCUAUCUCAUCUUCAAAAUCAACACCAACCUCAAAAUCAUCACCACCAACCAUUAUUUCCACAAAAUCAUCACCAACAUCAAUUUUUAUCCGUCAUAAACCAAGUUGUCAAUGCAGAUACAUUUCCAAAUACACCACACUCUAAUAAUAAUACCAAUUUUAAUGAUGAAAGGACCCACAAUAGUAAUUUAAAUAAUAGUUUAAAACCUAACUUUUUUCAAUAA
This is a messenger RNA of Dictyostelium purpureum, 779 nucleotides long. RefSeq lists its product as uncharacterized. The record is from RefSeq and is a predicted model, not a curated record. The annotation marks the transcript as partial. NCBI's taxonomy places the organism in Eukaryota, Evosea, Eumycetozoa, Dictyosteliales, Dictyosteliaceae. The transcript has a single exon.